This is a messenger RNA of Engraulis encrasicolus (European anchovy), 835 nucleotides long. It is a transcript of the gene immp1l, whose product is annotated as inner mitochondrial membrane peptidase subunit 1. The record is from RefSeq and is a predicted model, not a curated record. The coding region runs from base 262 to 762 and encodes 166 amino acids. The transcript is spliced from 7 exons. Gene Ontology annotation, cellular component: membrane; mitochondrial inner membrane peptidase complex. Gene Ontology annotation, molecular function: serine-type endopeptidase activity. Lineage: Eukaryota; Metazoa; Chordata; Actinopteri; Clupeiformes; Engraulidae.
CUCUGACGCAGGGUUAAAGGUAAACUGCAGUCUGCAAGUUCUCAAAAGAAGUCACUGUGCUUCGGUGCUAGUAGUAGCUAUUUAGUUCUAGUUGUAAGACUUUAUGCACAAGUUAUCUGAACACCCUGGGCGCUAUCCAAGACUAGAUUGACCACCAGACCAGUCCAGUCGGAGGACCAGUCAGGUGGUGACCCCACUCCCCCCUGGUGCUGCGUCGUCAGGUGAGAGGGCAGGGCAGCAAGCGCUUCAACUUACUGUGAAAUGUUUCGGCGAGCCCUCUGGAAGACGCUGGGUUUUGUCGGCUACACCGUGCAGUAUGGCUGCAUUGCCCACUGUGCCUUUGAAUACCUCGGGGAGUUUGUGGCUUGCACAGGACCGUCCAUGGAGCCCACGAUCACAAGCAAUGACAUUGUCCUCUCAGAACGGUUCAGUAGACAUUUUUUCAGAAUAGACAAGGGAGACAUUGUAAUAGUCAGAAGCCCGUCUGACCCGAGGAUAAAUAUCUGCAAACGGGUGAUCGGCCUGGAGGGAGACAAAGUGUGCACCAGUAGCCCCGGAGACAUCUUCCAGAGCCACACUUGGGUACCAAAAGGCCACGUAUGGCUGGAAGGCGAUAACCUUCGGAAUUCCACAGAUUCCCGCAGCUAUGGCCCCGUUCCCUACGCCCUAAUCCGGGGCCGCGUGUGCUUGAAGCUUUGGCCCUUUAUCAACUUUGGUCCCUUGAGUGACAGUCCGAAUAACAGGGAUACACGAAUAAGCUGACAGCACUGUUCUCUCUGUAGCCUAUGUAAAGUAGUUUUUAUUUUAAAAAACAACUUUGUGAAUAAAUAUUUAU